Messenger RNA from Neodiprion virginianus, 2233 nucleotides. RefSeq names its product histone H4 transcription factor (gene Hinfp). The record is from RefSeq and is a predicted model, not a curated record. Gene Ontology annotation, biological process: regulation of transcription by RNA polymerase II. Bases 266 to 1924 code for a protein of 552 amino acids. Lineage: Eukaryota; Metazoa; Arthropoda; Insecta; Hymenoptera; Diprionidae. The transcript is spliced from 6 exons. Gene Ontology annotation, cellular component: nucleus.
GCAGUCUCUGGCGAAAUCAUGAAGCGUGGAGUUAGGCAUCGCGCGAGCAUCUUUAUGAAUGGAUAUUUACAGUAUUCUGAUGCUCUAAGGAUUUUUAUACGUUGAUUGCGAUGUGACCAGAUUUGAAAAGUACUUCGACCAAAAUUGGCGGUAAAAUCAAAUAUAUCGCGGUUUGAUCAUUGAAUUUAUCACUCGUUAAAUAUUUGCUGUCACGCCCUCUAGUCUUUAUAUAUGAUUAUUCAUAUAUCUUAAUAAAUUUUAUGCAAUGACUAUGAGCGAAAAAGAGUUGGUGUCAAGUAAAGAAUUGCAAAACAGAUGCCAUGGCUGGGUGGAAUCUCAGCAAGAGCUUUUAUACUCCGAGGAUAAUGUCUUGAAAAGAAAAUUAGACACCGAACCAGAAGAGUUCUUUGAUACUGACUCGGAAUUUGACUCAGUUUCUGAAUGCGGAACUAAAAGACGCAGGGUGUUGAAACAAGUGAAAGAUGAGGUUUUGAAUUUGCUGUGCGAAUGGAAGGAUUGUUUGUUUGACACCAAUUCUCUUGAUAUUUUUGUCAAACACGUUUCCAACCACAUUCCGCAGCUCAAGAUCGUUACUACAGAAGAAGGUCGGGAAGUUUAUGCGUGUCUGUGGAAUGGCUGUUCCUUCGAAUCUGAUAUUUCUGACGAUAUAGCCAAACACGUUAAUUAUCACUCCUAUCAUACAAAGUUGAAAUGUAUUGGAUCUAACAUCAGAGGAAGAGUUAAAUUGCCUAAAUGUUACCAAGACCAGGGUUUGAAAAAUGUGAUUGACCAGCCAUUGCCUCAGAUCUGCAGUUGGGAAGAAUGCCUAAAAUCUUUCAAUAACUACCAGGCCUACUUGUGGCAUGUUGUUACACACAUUGAAACUAAUCCACGUGGAAAUAAGGUAGAGGGAGGAGUAAAUUGUCUAUGGACAGGUUGUAAUGGUAACUACAAAAGUUUGUACAAGCUUCGAGAGCACGUCAGAUGUCACACAAAGGAGAAGAUGGUUGCUUGCCCAGAUUGCGGUGCUACAUUUGCUUCCAAUACCAAAUUUCAUGAUCACUGCAAACGCCAGAUUCCUUUGGAUCUGCAAGGCUUUCAAUGUUCACACUGCAACAAGUAUUACCCAACAGAAAGUAUACUGAGAAAUCACAUGCAUUUCCAUGUAUUUCAUUAUAAAUGCACUAUGUGCGAUAUGAGUUGCGAGUCACCGGCAAGUUUGGCAAAACACAUAAGAUAUCGCCAUAUAUCCAGCAGACCAUUCAAAUGUCAGUUGUGCACACAUGCAGCUAAAUCUGAGCAAGACUUGGAUUCACACAUGGCAGUUCAUACAAGAGGACCGAAUUUCAUCUGUACUGUAGAUGGUUGUUCCUAUGGAUGCAAAAACUCAUACAUGAUGGACAGACAUAUGGAACGUGUGCAUUCAAAAUUCCUCAGAUUUUAUUGUUGCCACGAAUGUCCAGUAAAAUACCGUAAGAGCUAUCGUCUUACCAAGCAUUUGAUUGAAACUCAUCACUUGCAAUGGCCAAACGGGCACAAACGGUUUCGUUAUAAGAAAGAUGAGGAUGGCUGCUAUCGACUGCAAGUUGUGCGUUAUGAAACCUUGGAUGAGGAUACUGUCAAAAUGACAGGAGAGUCCGCACCAAAGGAAAAGAAUUACUUAUUGGAGCUAUCGGCUGGUUCUUCUGUACCAAAGUUGAAGAUAACAGAAGAGGUGGAGAAAAGUCUCAAUUCUGAUUACCUCAAAAUGUCCAAACAUGAAGCUGCUAACGAGACUGGCAAAUCGAUGCCUAUUGUUUCAAAUAUUUUGAUAUGGAUUGACGAAGUUGAUGAAGAUGGGAAUAUUAUCGAAAGUAGAGUUGUCGAAACUCAGGAGACCAAUGAGCUACCUCCAUCUGCAGAACCGCCAAUAAUAAUAAAGUAGAGAUCACCUCUUCGUUUUACAUGUAGAUACAUACCUAUGUUGUCAAAGCAAUAAAAUACUUUACUAAAUUUUGUAUCAAGUUACAAUAAUGAAUCUUCAGAAUUCUAAAAGCAACAAUCAAAACAAUUUUUUCCCAUCAAUAUUUGUGACGUUUGUUUUGAGACAUGCCGUGUCUUAAUUUACCCAAGGCACUUAAACCUGAGUACUCAGUGGGUCAGUGGGCUUACUUGCAUGAUUGUGACAAAACACUGUUUCGUCGUGAGUAUGCAAGUAUGUAAGUGUAAGUGGUUCAGGUGAAUUAAGACACGG